Trachymyrmex septentrionalis is the source of this 1260-nucleotide messenger RNA. RefSeq names its product geranylgeranyl pyrophosphate synthase-like. Gene Ontology annotation, molecular function: prenyltransferase activity. NCBI's taxonomy places the organism in Eukaryota, Metazoa, Arthropoda, Insecta, Hymenoptera, Formicidae. Gene Ontology annotation, biological process: isoprenoid biosynthetic process. The coding region runs from base 219 to 1145 and encodes 308 amino acids. The transcript has 8 exons. The record is from RefSeq and is a predicted model, not a curated record.
GCUAGUACAUCAGAGAAGAAAUCUGUAAGAGCUGCCGUAAUUUAUAUUUUCCUUGCUACACGUUCCAACUCUAAUUUUGGAGGUCUUCAGCAGUAACUUCUAAAAUAUUCUCUUAUUACAGUUAUAUAAAAAGAAUAGUGUCUAUACAAAAGUUGGAUUCUACACAGCAAUCUCGAGCUUCGUACAUUUUCUACGUAUCAUUUAUAGUAGAGUGCAACAUGUCAGACAUGAAAGAAGUUGUCCCUUUUUACUAUUCGUCAAGCGGUAAUCCGCAGGAAGACAAGAUACUUUUAGAACCAAUCAAAUACGUUCUGCAAUGCCUUGAUACGCACCCAUGUAGAAAACUAUUGUCGAUUUUCAAUUACUGGUUUAAAGUAUCACCCGAUAAAUUUCAAUUGAUUGACGAAAUAAUCCAAAUGGCCUUUAGUACAUGCGUCCUAUUCGAUGAUAUUCAAGAUGAGGCUAUUAUACGAAAUGGUUUCCCCGUAGCCCAUUCUGUUUGUGGACUUCACAACUCAAUAAACGCUGCAAAUUAUUUACAAUUUAUUAUUUGUGAAAAACUUAUUAAUUUACAUCCCAUGGCAAUUAAAAUUUUUAUUGAACAAUCGAUGGAAUACUACAAAGGUCAAGGAAUGGAUUUAUAUUGGAAGGAAAAUUUCAUCUGUCCAACAGAAAAAGAUUACAAUAUUUUAGCAUCAAGAAAAAGUAGUUGGUUAAUGAAGAUAAUGGUAAAAUUACUGAAACUAUUUUCUACUUAUGAAAAAGACCUCUUGUCGCUAGUAGAUACUAUGGGAUUGUAUCGCCAGAUAUAUGAUGAUUAUUACAAUUUACGUCACAAUAAGACUAACGAGAACAGUUAUUGCGAUGAUUUGACCGAAGGAAAAAUGAGUUUUCUAAUUAUUCAUGCGCUUAGAAACAAUCCUGACGAUAAGAAAAUAAUAAAUAUUUUAAGACAACGAUCGAAAAAUAUUGAAGUAAAACGUUACUGCAUUAAAAUAUUAGAGAAUUAUGGCUCAUUUAAGUACGCAAAAGAUGUACUUGAUAAAUUGGAAAAAAAGUUAAGAACCGAAAUUGAUCGUUUAGGUGGCAAUCCGCUCUUUGAACAGCUUAUGGACGACUUAAGCAUGUUGAAAAUACGUGCUUAAAAAUUCUUUAAUCAAAAUGAUAAAAAAUUCAGAAAUAUGUAUUUUGUUAUUAAUAAAACGUCAGACGUUGCAUAAUUUAUCCAUACCGUUGUAUAAAAUAAUCUCUUAUUAAUAG